AUGGUGCUGUACUACACCCCCGCGGACGCGGCGACGACGGGGCACGUCAUCUACGUCGGCAGGGACAAGGUGGAGAACGAGGACUUGAUAAAAUAUGGCCUCGAGCACGACGUGUGGUUUCACGUCGAUAAGCUCUCGAGCGCGCACGUGUACCUGAGGAUGCGACCGGGACAGACGAUGGAUGACAUCACUGCCGAAGAGUUGCGCGACUGCGCGCAGCUCGUCAAGGCGAAUUCGAUCGCGGGGAACAAACAGAACGAUUUGCACGUGAUUUACACGCCGUGGGGGAAUCUGCUGAAGCGAGGGGACAUGGACGUCGGACAGGUGUCGUUCAAGGAUGAGUCGAACGCGCUCGUGCGGCGGGUCAAGGUGAAGACGCGCGAUAACGAAAUCGUGAACCGAUUGAAUAAGACGAAGGUGGAGGCGUAUCCGGACUUGCACGCGGAGCGGGAGGCUUUCGAGGAGAGCGUGCGACAGGCGAAGAAGGAGGCGUAUAGGAUCGAGGAGGCGAAGCGAUUGGAGGAGGAGCGCGCGAGAAAAGCCGACAUCGAAGCGCGAGACUACAAGCACAUCAUGGUCGACGAAAAGAUGAAAUCUAACAAGGAAAUGGCGAAGAAGUACGAAUCUUACGAGGAUGCCGAGGAUGACUUCAUGUAG
Ostreococcus lucimarinus CCE9901 is the source of this 657-nucleotide messenger RNA. RefSeq lists its product with no specific name. The transcript has a single exon. The record is from RefSeq and is a predicted model, not a curated record. Lineage: Eukaryota; Viridiplantae; Chlorophyta; Mamiellophyceae; Mamiellales; Bathycoccaceae. Bases 1 to 657 code for a protein of 218 amino acids.